UGUUACGAAAGAAAUGCCUCCCGUAGUAAUCACCUGUAAGUGCAUGUGGUCCAAAAAUAAUCACACAUGUACACGUGCACAAACGUUCCCAAUCUGACAAGGCAUUGCAGGACAUCUUGGCGACAGUGUGGUUAUUAACAGCAAAACAACGCUACUGAGUAAUAGUAUUCAGUCACUAAUAACAGUGGUUGUGGUACUGGAAUAUGUCGGAUUUAAUAUCGGAAGAACAAUAUGUCACCAAAAAGUUGAAACACAAGAAAAGAAAGAGGAAGCAUUCUGAAUCAUCUGAUGGAAUGGAUCAAGCAGAAAACACAAAGAAUAAUAAAGCAAAACACAAGACAAGCACACAGUUAAGCUUAUCUGAGGAACAACAGGGAGAAGGUAAUUUGAAAAUAAAAAAGAAGAAAAAGAAACAUUUAUGUAAUGAAUCUGACAAUUGUCUUGAUACCCAGUCAGAAAAUGAUAAAACUGUGACAGCGGUUGAAUAUAUUUCAAAGAAAAAGAAAAAAUGUAAAAGAAAACAUAGUGACAGCAUGAAUGAAGGUGUAAAUGGACAUGAUCUUUUAGAAACUGAAGAAGAAAUUAUUAAUAAAGACAUUAAAAAGUCAAAAAAGAGAGAUAGCAUUUUUGAUUCACUAGAAUCCAAUCCAACUGUUAAGACAAAAAAGAAAAAGCAUUCUAAGAAUGAGAAACCAGAAGAUCACGAGGCUGUUGAAUUUUCUGACAACACAGUGGCACAACUUGAUAUAGUAGAAAUUAAAACCCACCAUAGUCGAAAGAAAAUUAAAAGCAAGCAAGAUAAAAAAGUGGAAUCUGAAGCCAAAAUUUCGGAAGACAUCCUUGAAACUGGUGCUGGAGACAGAAUUAAAAGAGUACACACUGAUGGUGAUCAGGAUGAAAUGAAGACUAAAACAAAGAAAAAGAAGAAAUAUAAACAUGAUACAGAAUCUCUGAAGUGCAAUAAAAAUGAUGGUGAACAUGUUGCUGAAUCUUCAGUUACCAUGGAAACAGAACCCACUAGCAGUAGCAGUAAUAGUGUCAGCAAGAAGAAGAAAAAGAAAGACAAGAAAUCUCAUGUGAUGUGUGAAAACAUAUUAACCAAUCAUGAUGAACAGGCAGCAGACAAAACAUCCCCAUGCCAUAAAAAAUCAAAAAAGAAGAAAAAGAAAUCAACAGAAAUUGAUGAAGAAAAGUCAUCUAACAUUUCAGAAGACCAAAAGAUGGAGAAAGGACCUCAAACAUCUGAUGAUCAAAAUGAUCAAGAUCCUAAAACAUUGACCGAUACAUGUAAUGGAAAGUCAAAAAAGAAGAAAAAGAAAUCAGUUGAAAUUGAUGAAAAAAAGUCAUCAGAUAUUGCAGAAGACCACAAUACAGAGACACGUCAUACAUCUGAUGGACAAAAUGAUCAAGAUCCUAAAACUAUAGUUAAUACAUGUAGUGGAAAUUCAGAGGCAGGUGAUUCUGUUGAUGCUAGCAGUCUAGGACAGUGGCAGACGGCAUCUCUAGGAAACCAGGACAGACAACAAAAGUUUUUAAGACUGCUGGGUGGUUUCAAGAACGGAGGAAGGUCUAAAGGACUUUUUGGUAAUCUUGGUGCUAAACCAAAAGGGGGUAACUUGGCAUUAAAUCGCCUGGAGGAGGAGACCUUGUCGAACAAUCUCAUGUCCAAUUUUCAAAAGGCUCUGGAUUACAAGCUGUACAAGGACAAAGGAGUUGGACUUGGCUUCACGGCUCCUCCUGGUGAGGGUAAAACAUUCUAUGUGGAUACAAACGCAAUAAAAUCCAAGAAAUUUGAUAAUUAGGAAUAGUGUUUAUUCAUUACAUGUGUGUUACAUGACAUUAAUAAUAUUUGAUUUUCGGAAGUGUUUGUACAAAAAAGAACUAUGUUGCUGCUCAUACUCCCAUCUACCAGAAUAAGAGUAGCCUGUGUGCUCCAUUCCAAGAACUCUGCCUAAGUUAUGGCCAUCGAUUCAUCAUGUCAUGCUUUCCAAAAUAAACAUUCUGUCCAUGCUUAUGGUCAUA
Gigantopelta aegis is the source of this 2022-nucleotide messenger RNA. Its product is annotated as lysine-rich nucleolar protein 1-like. Lineage: Eukaryota; Metazoa; Mollusca; Gastropoda; Neomphalida; Peltospiridae. The transcript is spliced from 2 exons. Bases 204 to 1802 code for a protein of 532 amino acids. The record is from RefSeq and is a predicted model, not a curated record.